Molecule: messenger RNA, 1590 nt
Organism: Protopterus annectens (West African lungfish)
Lineage: Eukaryota; Metazoa; Chordata; Ceratodontiformes; Protopteridae
Product: bone morphogenetic protein 6-like
Exons: 5
Coding region: 223-906 (227 amino acids)
Biological process (GO): SMAD protein signal transduction; BMP signaling pathway
Cellular component (GO): extracellular region
Molecular function (GO): cytokine activity; growth factor activity
Source: RefSeq, a predicted model, not a curated record
GUGUGUCAGGAGAUAAAGCAGGGUUCUCAGGCUGCCAGAGUACACCCACCUCUGCAUUUGUGGGACAUUCCCAAUAAAACAAGUCCAAAACGCCUGUAAAGUCUGACUCUUGAAGAAUCCCCCUCCCUCCACCUGCCUGGAUCAUACCAAAACACUGUGUGGAGCAAGACAAGAAGGUACUGUAUCUGCAGGUUUUUACUGGACGUUGUACUGGCAAAACUAAUGAUCUUCUUUCUCAUGCCUCUGCUCGCUUGGCUGCUCAUGUCAGCCGGCAGUGCUCCAGUGACAACACAGCAGUCUUCUCCCCCUUUGGAGGAAGCCUUUUUGGAAAUGUCCAUCACCUCUAACACCACUGAGAUGACCAGAUGCAAUGACAGAAGGCUGUCAGAUAUUGCAGACAAGCUUCUCAAGGCUCUUAACUUGGAAAGGACCCCCAAAAUGAAUACAGAAAAGGCAGCCCGAUUAAGAGCGAUGUGGAAAGUGCAGCUUAAUUCUGCAUCCCAGAAUAGCCGUAAUUCAGGAGGAGCAAGUCUAGCUGAACAAAAAAGAAGGCAGGAAAGUAUAACCAGUGGAAAUGAAACUUCGCUGAGUAAUAAUUACAGAGGAAAUAAGACUAGAACCUGCUGUCAGGUUACAUCAGAGAUUUUUAUCCAAGAUCUGGGCUGGCAGUCAUGGAUCAUUUACCCAGAAUCCUUUUCCUACUCAGAGUGUGUGGAUUGUACUACUGCCUUGAGUACAGCACCACUUCAGUGUAGGCAAGAACUUCUGUCGGCAGACAUUUCAAUGAAGGAAUACUGCUGUAAAGCCAAGAAUGAAAUCCUGGUCCCAUUUGUCUACCUUGAGGAAGAUUCUUCUUUGGUUAUAAGAAAUGUACCUUUCAUACAGGAAUGUGAAUGCCAGGUGUAAUAAGGACCAUCUCCUGCCACAUUUCUCUUUACAAUGGCAUGCUUGGUUUUCUAUUUUCUCAGUUGUAAAGCUUGGGACACUUCUUUUCUCACUUUAUUGUCAAGAAGAAGACUGAAGUGGGAUGACUUCCUUAAUUUAUUACAAAAAAUAAUAUACAAGCCUAACCACUGCUUUUGUACAAUCUCUACUGGCUAUAAUUAGUAAACUCAUAACAGAUGAAAUACAGCACAGCACAUGCUUGCAAGCAACUAGGAACUCCAGUCAUUUUUUUAACCAUAUGGUUAUAAAAAAAGUACUUCCUCUUAUGUUUCAUUUUUCAUUGUAUGUCUGUGGUGGGAUAUCAGUUUUCUUUGCAACUUGCCAUUUUCCUGCUCCACAGGAAAAACGUAACCAAAACGUACCACUGAUUUAUGUAUUUCAUUGGCUGGGAAAUAUCACAUGAUCGUGUUGUAAUAAGCUCAUGGUUUGCUCUGUGGUGCUGGAUUUCAUUAUCAAGUUGGAAACAUUCAAACUGUUUAUUGUAUAUAAUUUAGUUAUUCAGAUGUGUCUACAUACAAAAUUUGUAUAAAACUAUCACAGUGUUUUUUUUUCCUUGGCAAUAAUAAAUAUGAAAACUUCACAUAAUAUAAUCACUUCAGGAGUAUAUCAAAUGUUAUGAAUAUAUAUUCUUUGAAUACAAACCCA